GUCAGUCUCGUCUGUCGGAUCGAGCCGACGACCAUGAUCGCUCAGUGCGGAGCAAAACCAGCGCCCAUGGCUGGAAACCCUAGCCAUUUCUCCCAAUCCAGUCGGAGCAGCGAUGGUGAGAGGGGCCGCGGCAGCGGCCAAAUCUCGCCGGCCAUGGCGGCGCGGCAGCUGCCCUCGCCGGCGCAGCAUGCAGCGGACUUAGUCUCGCGCGCUCCCCCGACGAGCGUGGUUCCAGCGUCGCGACCAUGGCGUCCAGUGCCGCGAUGUCGGGGAGCAUUUCGCUGGUGGUUGCCGGCGCAAACUUUGGCGGCAACGGCGACAUGCAAGGCGCGUAGGCCAGCCGACGCACGCCCCCAUCAGUGCAGGAGGGGCGGCUGCAUCUUUCCGCUCGUCAUCCCGAAGGACGACGACAUUCCGACCAUGGCGUGCACGCACGGCGGCGGCCGAGCGGACCCUGAAGGCCGGCGUCAUAAGGUAAAUCAGUCUGCUGUGAUGGUGAACGGGUUACAAAAAUACGGGUGGAAACUGAAGACCCUAGCGAUCAUAACUUCAGUCAGCCUGAUUUUGACGGCGUUCAGAUGUAGGAAAAGGUCGCUUCUGAUUUUCAUUUCCUUUUUCAUGCAGAUACCUCUUACCAUAAAGAGCGAGAAGUGUACCAACCGGUCUGGGUACUUUGGUUGAUCCUGACAUGGACCAACUGGAGGGUGCUCCCCCUGGCCAUGAGCCGAUCCACCGCCCAUUUCGCCGCUUGCUGGCUGUUCUUGUCCCGGUCGACGGCCACGAUGGUUGAGAUGUCCUUCCCGGCCUCGGGCUCCCCGCUGUGUGACGCUGUGGAGAAUGCCGAGAGGUACAUUUCUCAGCUCUCCGACCAGCCAACGAAGCGACCGAUGGGAGGGAGAGAGAGACAAAAGGGGAAUUUUGUCCCUCCUCCUCCCCCUUUGCUUAUCUCUCCUGCCCUGCCUGGCCGGGGUGUCCUCGUCCCUUGCUGUCGUGGCCGAACCCGGCCGAAACCGCGAUGUUGUUUUAGGGAGCUUGUGUUUGUUUUUGCCAAGUUUGGAUGCAGUGUGGUCGUGAGGAUUUUCUUAAUUUUCUGUGGCUCCUGUUUCCCCGCUUCUUAAGCAAGGGGUGUAGACGGGCGGACCACCUGUUCAAUGCCACCUUUUUGCUUGUUUCUAAGAAUAGCAGGUGACAGACAGGGGUGUUGCUGAAUUUCCUUUCUGAAUCUCGUGUGCAAAUUUUGCUAGUAUAACAAAUCUGCAGCCCUGUUUUGGUUUGGGUUUAAUUAAUUCCAUGAGACCCAGCUCCCUGUCCCCGGAGUACAAGCUUCGCAUCUGCCUGACCGAAUUUCUAGCAUCUGUUCGGUCCAACGAGAUGCCUCUAGUCUGGGUCCCUGCAGCACCAUCAGCCUGAUUGGUCUGCGUGCUGCAAGGCUAACUGAGCUCCCGUCAUUGCACCAUGAACUUCUGUUUCCAACAGCCUUUUCUCCCUCCCUCGCCGCAGCGCAGCCUUGACCGUGACAAGAACAGCCAGCAGGCGGCGAAAUGGGCGAUAAGAACAGCCAGCAGCCAGCAGGCGGUCAAAAAAGUGUAGCACCAAUAAAUCCAGGGGGUAAUAUUUGUAAAAUAGCUGAAUUGAGUCCAAUAUUGGUUAUGGAACCAAGUACCAAGCUC
Molecule: messenger RNA, 1670 nt
Organism: Triticum aestivum (bread wheat)
Lineage: Eukaryota; Viridiplantae; Streptophyta; Magnoliopsida; Poales; Poaceae
Exons: 2
Coding region: 34-681 (215 amino acids)
Source: RefSeq, a predicted model, not a curated record